Penicillium samsonianum is the source of this 4570-nucleotide messenger RNA. RefSeq lists its product as uncharacterized. The transcript has 5 exons. Lineage: Eukaryota; Fungi; Ascomycota; Eurotiomycetes; Eurotiales; Aspergillaceae. Bases 158 to 4570 code for a protein of 1470 amino acids. The record is from RefSeq and is a predicted model, not a curated record. Gene Ontology annotation, biological process: telomere maintenance; DNA repair. Gene Ontology annotation, molecular function: DNA helicase activity.
GCAUGAUGUGAUUAGGGUAUUUUGGUUGGGAAAACAGCCCACCACCUACGCGGAUUUAUCUCCAUUUUUGCUGGUACGAAGGCAUAGGGUACUUACGGCUCUCCAAUAUCUAACACGACAUAAUCAUGUUUAUCACAAUGUUACCGUCAACCAUCAAAUGAUCGACACAUGGGAUGACGACUUCAUUCCAGCCGAACUUCAAGAGAAUAUUAUUUCUGUGGAUCUGCCAGAUAGCCUGGAACGAGAGGGCUACUCGGUUCAUUUGGAUGCUGGUAACCACGAAAAUGAUUUCCAGGCUGCACAAGAUACUGACCGGGAGAUGGGUAUCAAUGCGCCACUGGUGACUGGGUCUGUCUCCACUGAUAUUAACGGUGAACGACAGAGCCCCGAGAGGCGCCUCUUGAAAGCCUUGUUGGACAUAGUUUCGAACCCUCCCGCAUCAUCCAUCCAACAUACGCUUACACAUGGCCAGCAGCAAAUACCUAGCCUUUUAUACAGAAUUCGGGGCCAGGCAACCCUUGUAGACCAUUGGCAUGAUGCAGCGUACUUUACUGGAGCCUUUCCAACUUUGUUUCCGCUGGGCAUCGGAGGUCAUCUGGACGAACGCUCAUUGGACGUCUCUUUAUCUUCUUUUGCGGAGUGGGCACUGAAGCACCACAGCAGGAGAUUCGCGCGCCACAAAACUUUCAUGUAUCUGAUAUACGACGUGCUCCAGAUUCGAAAAUCUUCACUCGCGAAUAAAUUGGUUCUUCAACGUCGGCACUGGUCAUCAACCACUGGCGAUAUUUCUUCUCUCACAGAGGAUCGCCUUCGUGAUGCGCUGCGCGAUCUAGAGAACCAUCAUGAAAUCAAAGAUCCAGCGAUUUCCCGUCUGCUACAUGUUAUGAAAGCAAUUGCCAUGUGGGUCCCUGGAUCUUUCGCUCAAAAAUUGAGAAUGCGCUCUGAAAUCCGAGGUCUCAUCGUCCGUUUUGGAAUGCCUGCUUUUUGGAUUACCAUCAACCCCUCGGAUUUACGAAGUCCACUUGUCAUCAUCUUGGCUGGUGUUGAGUAUUCCGACGAUAUCUUGUCGGCCUCGAAUUCCGCUAUUCGAGAUGCGACCGCCACGUCCAACCCAGUGGCGGUUGCCUCAUUUUUCCAUAAUGUCUGUACCGCUGUUUUGGAAGGAUUGUUCGCCAGCGGGCGCGAUCGCACUGGAAUUCUCGGCGAUGUUUCAAACCAUUAUGGCGUGGUUGAGACCAAUGGCAGGGGGAUGUUGCAUUUACACGCAAUGGUGUGGCUCAAAGGCAACCUCUCAUUUGUUAAUCUGCGAAGCCGCGUCCUAGCCGACGCUGACUUUGCUACGCGCGUACUCCAUUACCUCGAAAGUGUCAUCAUCCAGAGCGUAGAUGAGAGUACUCCCGUUGACCCGGAAGUCAAUCUUGCGCCAAUGUGCCCCUCGGCUUCCGACCCAGAGUCGGAUCAUGAUUUCCACCUCAGACUAUUCAAUGAUAGCAACCUUGUUGCUCGGUCUAAACAAUUGCACUCCAAAAGGCACUUCGCCACGUGCUUCAAAUACCGCCCGACAGACCGGUCUAAAAGCACGUGUCGCUUUGGGAUGCCCCGUGAAAUCGUUCUAUCGUCCAAGAUCGACGAUCUUGGGGUGAUUCACUUAGCUCGGAAUCAUCCCUGGAUAAACCCGUGGAAUCCCACCAUUGCCAGCUGUCUCCGUUCAAAUCAUGAUAUCUCUUGGAUCCCGACCGUCUCAAAAUCGUUGGCUUUAGUAUACUACAUCACCAACUACGCCACUAAAGACGACGUGUCUCCAUGGCAGAUGAUAGCAAAAGGAGCACUCUUGAAGCAAGCGAUCGAAAAGGCAAAAACCGCUGACCCACCACCCCGCAAUCUGGCGCACGACCGGGAAGUGGGCGGUGUUCAGGUCGCCAGUACGCUGCUCCAUCUUCCUAACUACUACACUGUCAACACCAAUUUCGUCCAUGUCAACCUGUGGUGGCUUAGGCAGUACGUACGUGAUCUUCAACGUGGGUCCAGUACAGACGCUGAUGAUUCCGCUGGAACUGCCGACGAGCCCUGUACAUUCCAAGCUGGGGAUACAGCUCCAGUGAGAAGCAAGCGAAGGAAUCAUCCCGAUCACUUUGACUUUCACCCGCGCCACCCAAGACGUAGUGCCUGUGUCCAGCAUGUCGCCCGCUCAUCAUCCCAGAUAGCCACCGUCGCAUUCAGUGGGCAACUCACACAGUACCAAACGGCGGAAGACUCCAUUCGCGGAGGGCAUCCGAUGACCGAUGCCAUUGCGAAUGAUCUCGCGGAGAUAUUUCUCGGUCUUUUUGUUCCCUGGGACAAACUACGCGAUAGGUGUCUUUGUGAACCUCCCGAAACCAAUAUCUUGUCUCACAUCUGGUCGUCGGUCAAACCCACGCUUGCGCCACAUAUCCAAGAAUUUGCCGCUAAUAUCGAGCUUCUCCGGAAAUCCAAGGAAGACUGCCAGAUAGACGCUAGAUUACGACACUCUAUGAACAACCCCGCCGAGCUGUUCGACCGCCAUGUUGAUCACAUGGAUUCGGCCGACCUUGAGCGGAUAGACACACAGGAUAACGAUUGUUUCGUAACUCCUGAGGAUGAGAGGUUCACGGCGGAGACUUUGAUUGCCGCCUAUAAUACUGUGAGCACGACCUGGGGCCGUGAUUGUUUUAUGGCUGCGAAGAGAACAGCAAUCCUGGCAACUUUCUGCCGAGCACACAACUCCGCACGGAUAAACCCGCUUCCUUCCAGUACUCAUUCUCUCCGAUCAGAUCACUCCUUGGAUUUUAAAUUUGUCCCACCCACGGUCCUACGGGACUGGGAAAGCCACCUAACCAACCAUAAGAAACCCUUUCAGGACGGCGGCCCGUCUGAACCUGCUACCGCUCAACUGCAUGAAUUUGAUUUAGCAGAUGAAGACGGCGUGCUGCAACCCGUAUUGACCAACGCAAGCAUGUCUGGUGAAACUCCAGCACGGCUUGCUCUCCUCGGAAAUCCAACGCCAGAUUCUGUGCUGACGCUGGUCGCCACAGAUAUCCCACUGAAUAGGAAGCAAUCGCUCGUGGUGCGGAAGUUACUAACUGAAAUUAUCAUGUGGGCUGAUCAUUCAUGUGAUCCAUCAAGGCGCAAGCAACUUCUCCUCUGCAUUACGGGCGAAGGUGGCACGGGUAAGACCCAGAUACCUAAGGCCAUCGAAGCCGCUCUGGAUAUUCUUGGUCGGAAACACGAGAUCAUCCUGACCGCCCCCACGGGGGCUGCAGCAGACAAUUUAGGAGGUAACACCUAUCAUACUUCUCUUGGCAUCAAUCUUUCCUAUAAAGCAGCCAUCAGCACCCGCGUUAGAAGGCUAUGGGCGCAAAAGACUAUCUUGGUUAUUGACGAAAUGAGCAUGGUGGAUUUGAGAAUGCUAAGCGUGAUCAACAAUCAAUGCAAAGUCGCUCGGUCACUGCCAAGAUCCUCUCCCGACCUUUUUGGUGGCCUUCCCAUCGUGAUUCUUAUGGGCGAUUUCUUCCAGUUCCCUCCUGUUCGCGGCCCACCACUAUGGAAAAAACCAAGAUAUGGAGUUGAUGAGGACGCCGCCGGCCGGCUGGUCUGGCAUAGAUUUGAACACGUCAUCAUUCUCGAUGAGCAAAUGAGACAAUCCGAAGAUCCUUCGUUUCAUGAGUUCUUGACACGCAUGAGGCGAGCAGCAUUGACCGAGGACGAUGUUACCCGCCUGAAUUCCAAAUCCAUCCCCUCACUUGUAGAUCCAACCUCGGAGGAUGCCACUGUCAUUGUCAAAUUAAACGCCAUGCGACACUCGAUCAACCGGAUCCGUAUCGAGAAUUUUGCUCAAAGAAGAUCUCAGCGGAUUUAUGUCUUUGCCGCGAUUCACUCCCGGACUAAAUCAACUGCCCCCGUAAACCUUCGACUUCAAGCUCAUGACUUGUUGCUCCAGCCAGAUCACAGUGCCCAGGUCCCAUUUCCAGGUCUUCUUCUUUAUACGAGAGAUAUGCCAACCGUCAUGCUCACUAACGCCUGCACCCCUCUUGGCCAGGUCAACGGUGCCACGGGCACCGCAGUGGGAGUUGUUUUGGAUCCAACUGGAAAGUUUCUGUUCCACAUAUGGGAUCCUAAAGCAUCACUAAUACCGCCUGCCUCCGUGAUAUUCAAACCGGAUCGAAUUUUGCAAACGCAUUUUGACCAUCUUCCACCUUCAACCAUGCCGAUCUUCCCAAUAGAACGUUCUAUCACCGUGAAAGGCCUGUCUGUGAGAAGGAAGCAGAUCCCAAUCUACCCCGCUUUCUGUCUCGCCGAUUACAAAGUGCAAGGCUCGACUCUCUCUGCCGCGAUCCUAGACCUAAAGAACGGCACAGCCCGACGAGGACAAGAUUCUCACCGGAAGUACUGCUCCCUUUACGUUCAACUUUCCAGGCUGCGGUCUUUCCAUGGUCUCCAUUUACUCGAGAAGAUUAGUUUUGAUGAUCUCCGCUUCUCUCCCGAUCCCGACCUUAUCGUGGAAAUGGAUAGACUGCGUGCUUUAGAAGCCAAAACACUUGCGGCUUGGGCGUGA